GUUCGGGUGGAGGAGGGACCGAGGCGGCUGGCGGGGCAGGGAGGAAGGCCGGCCGGCAGUUGAAGAGACCCGCGGUGGUCCUCGGGAUUAAGGAAGGGGAUUUCCCUGCCCUGCUGUCCCUCCCCUUUGCCUUUCCUACACCGCCUGGGCGAGCUGCAAAACCCAGAGGCGGGAAUCGCCUUUCUCCUCCCCAUUCCCUCCUCCGGGAGCUGGGAGUGCGCCAUGUGGAUCCAGGUCCGUACCAUCGACGGCGCGCAGACCCAGACCAUCGACGACCUCAGCCGCCUCACCAAGAUCGAGAGCCUGCGCGAGAAGAUCCAGGAGAGCUUUCGCGUGAGCCCCGACCGGCAGCGCCUUUUCUACCGGGGCAAGCAGCUUGAAGAUGGACAUACAUUAUUUGAUUAUAAUGUUGGACUGAAUGAUAUAGUUCAGCUUUUGAUACGCUCAGAGUCUGAUGCUCCUACUUCUCCAUUGACUAAUAAAGAUGGAAAGCCCAAUCCCUGCACAGUUGCCAACUGUAAGAACAAAGUCAAACAAGGAGCAAACAGUGGAUCAUCUAAUCUGCCAUCUACAUCAGCCCGCUCGUUUCUUAUUGAUCCUGGCAUUGGACGAUAUAAGAUUAAUGAAUUGGUGGAUGCCCGAGAUGUCACUAUUGGAUCCUGGUUUGAAGCUCAUAUAGAAAAUGUGACACGCGCAACAAAAGGACAUAAAAAUGGAAAAGCUCAAGGAAAGAGCGGCACUAAUUACAAAAGGACUAAUGGGAACUUAAGCCAAGAUCACUCUAGAGAAAAUACAAAUAAUUUGGACAAUGCACCUUCCACAUCUUAUUCAGAUUAUAUGGACUCUGAUGAAGAUAUUAUUUAUCGUAUCAAGUAUGAUGAAUACCCGGAGAGCGGCAUCGUAGAAAUGACUGUCCGUAAUCUACGGCCACGAGCAAGAACUAUUUUGAAGUGGAAUGAAUUACGUGUGGGUGAUGUGGUGAUGGUUAACUACAAUGUAGACAGUCCAGAAGAGAGAGGAUUCUGGUUUGAUGCAGAAAUUACCAAUUUGAGGGAAAUUUCAAGGACUAACAAGGAAGUUUAUGCCAAAAUUAUGCUAGGAGGCCCAGAAGAUGUCAUAAAUGAUUGCAAACUCCUUUUUAUAGAGGAAAUAUAUAAGAUUGAAAAGCCAGGAGCAUAUCCACUGACAUUUGCAGAUGGCGAGUUCAAAAGAAAGAGUGGCCCGGAAUGCAAGCAUUGCAGAGCUGACCCAGAUAAAGAAUGUCGAUUUUGUUCUUGUUAUUUGUGUGGGGGAAAACAGGAUGCCCAUAUGCAGCUUCUUUGUGAUGAGUGUAACAUGGCCUACCACAUAUACUGCCUGAACCCACCUUUAAGCAAGAUACCAGAAGAUGAAGACUGGUACUGUCCUUCCUGUAAAAAUGAUUCUAAUGAAGUUGUAAAAGCAGGGGAAAAGCUCAAACAGAGUAAAAAGAAAGCAAAGAUGCCAUCUGCGUGCACAGACAGCCAGCGAGAUUGGGGCAAGGGCAUGGCCUGUGUUGGUCGUACUAAGGAAUGCACAAUUGUUCCUUCUAACCACUAUGGACCUAUACCUGGAGUUCCAGUUGGAGCAACCUGGAAAUUUAGAGUGCAAGUGAGUGAAGCAGGUGUUCAUAGACCUCACGUUGGUGGAAUUCAUGGACGAAGUAAUGAUGGAGCUUACUCCCUUGUGCUGGCUGGAGGAUUUGAAGAUGAAGUAGAUCGUGGUGAUGAAUUUACUUACACUGGAAGUGGUGGAAGAGAUCUUUCUGGCAAUAAAAGGAUUGGAGAACAUUCGUUUGAUCAGACUCUAACACAUAUGAACAGGGCACUGGCCCUAAAUUGUGAUGCCCCACUGGAUGAUAAAAAUGGAGCUGAAUCUAAAAACUGGAGAGCCGGAAAGCCAGUUCGAGUGGUUCGCAGCUCCAAGGGUCGAAGAAUCAGCAAAUACGCCCCUGAAGAAGGCAAUAGAUAUGAUGGCAUUUACAAGGUGGUGAAAUACUGGCCAGAAAUUGGAAAAUGUGGGUUUUUAGUUUGGCGCUAUCUUCUGAGAAGAGAUGAUGCUGAACCUGCACCUUGGACUUCAGAAGGAAUCGAACGGUCAAAGAAAUUGGGCUUGAGUUUACAGUACCCAGAAGGCUAUUUGGAAGCCAUGGCUAGUAAAGAAAAGAAGGAUAAAGUAAAAAAGCAACCUGUGAGACAGGAGCCAACAGAACACAGCAAUGGAAAUCAAAAAAGGCCAUUUGAUGAUGAAAGUAUAGAGGAACCUACAAACACAGCCAAAGCCAUGAGGAUGGGAGAUGGAGGGAAAGGAGAGUCUUUCCAGCUAACUCAACAACAGCAAUGGUUGAUUCAGGAAGACACCCCGAACCAGAAACUGUGGGAUGAAGUUCUAGUUUCUCUAAAAGAAGGACCAAAUUUUUUGAAGAAGCUGGAACAAUCUUUUAUGUGUGUGUGCUGCCAGGAACUGGUUUACCAACCGGUGACCACAGAGUGCCUCCACAAUGUUUGUAAAAGCUGCUUACAGCGUUCUUUCAGAGCGGAAGUCUUCACCUGCCCUGCUUGCCGACAUGACCUUGGAAAGGGCUACACCAUGGUUCCCAACAAGGUAUUGCAGACACUACUUGACCAGUUCUUCCCUGGUUACAGCAAAGGACGAUGAUACGUUCCCAACAUCCUUCGCCUAAUGACUUACACAGACUUUAAAAAGACAAGAAACUAGGAAAACUCAACAGUGGACCAGCUGGCUUGAGGGAAUUCACUUUACUGUCCCAUUGUGAAGCAGCUAACUCAAUCUUUUUUCCCCAUUUAGCAACCUUUUUGUGUAGUACGAACUUCGAAAUCUCAGCUGUCUUUCAACACUGAAGGUAGUUUUGGACAGAUGACAACUAGUUUGUGCCCAGAAAAAUAGAAGCCUCGGCUCCAGCCACAAUAGCAGCGGAUGCUUCGAUUUGUUUUUGUAACUACCUCAGAUGGAGGAAAACAAUUUGUGGGGGAUUUUAAGAGCACGUCAAAUGAAGUUUAGCUACACACUGCCUCCUGAAUAUUAGUUUUGCCUGGUCCAUGCAGUUUGAUUUUACAACUAGAAAACAGCACUUAAGCCAGUUUUUAUUACCGAACAUCAAACUCUGUGGUGUGCAUCAUCCUUUUUUGUGUUUCCUCCCAUUAUGCUGUAUUUCUUACUUCUUUUGCAAGAACAAGCUUUUAGUCUAUUUUUGUGAGCGUCCUUGUGCUCUCGUAUCUUAUGCAAGUUGACUACUAAUGACUGAGAACAAUAUGAAUGCAUUGUCGCUGUUAAUGUAAAGUGAUUUGUGGUUUUUGCACUUAAAGAGGGUAAUUCAAGACACUCUAGUUGUGUAAAAACUAUUUCGUAUGAAACAAGCCACUUUUGUAAUAGGUAAAAACUGUAUGCUUUUAGUAGGUCUUGUAUCAGUGGCAAUACAUCUUCUACAGCAUUGAGAGCAGUGCUAGCUUGGACAGGGCUCAACUCGCUUCAUAUUGUGAUCUGAAAUUUUAUAUACAGUAUAUUCCCCUCCCCUGAAUAUACCUUAUUAAAUAUUUUAUGAUU
This is a messenger RNA of Elgaria multicarinata webbii, 3582 nucleotides long. RefSeq names its product ubiquitin like with PHD and ring finger domains 2 (gene UHRF2). The transcript has 16 exons. Lineage: Eukaryota; Metazoa; Chordata; Lepidosauria; Squamata; Anguidae. Gene Ontology annotation, molecular function: ubiquitin protein ligase activity; metal ion binding; protein binding. Bases 223 to 2676 code for a protein of 817 amino acids. Gene Ontology annotation, biological process: protein ubiquitination; negative regulation of gene expression via chromosomal CpG island methylation. The record is from RefSeq and is a predicted model, not a curated record.